Paramuricea clavata is the source of this 654-nucleotide messenger RNA. NCBI's taxonomy places the organism in Eukaryota, Metazoa, Cnidaria, Anthozoa, Malacalcyonacea, Plexauridae. The record is from the annotation of a GenBank genome assembly.
AUGGCGGUCAAUUUAUCUGUUUGUGUUAAGGACGAUUCCUGUUUGUUUAUGCGAUUACCUGAAGAAAUUGUGGAGAAAAUCUUGUGUUAUUUAUGGUUAAGGUCUGACCAAAACCUAGGGAGACUCGUUUGUACUGUAUGGAAUAGACUUCUGCUCAGAAUACGCAAUAAACGAUAUGAAACGUUUUUGCAAUCUGUAAAAAAUGGCAAAAUUUACUGGAGGAAAUAUACUAAUACUUCACGUGUGAAUCCUGCUCCGAGAUUUUCUCAUGCUUCGUGUGUUUUGAAGGGAAAGCUUUGUAUAUUUGGUGGAUGUUCAUCAUCAAAUACUGUCUACAAUGAUUUGUUUGUGUUUUGUUGGGCAGAUCAGAAUUGGUCAAAAGUUACCACAAGCGGAUUUACUCCAGUACCAAGAGAAUGUGCUACAUUAGUCAGUUAUUGCACUAAAAACAGCUGCAUUAUAAUUCUUUUCGGUGGAUGUUGUCAGCCGCCAAGAUCUUUGAUGCCGUCCAAUGGCAAAUUUUUUAAUGAUGUACAAAUUUUAAGUUUUGUUGACAAACAGUGGACAGGGAUGAGGGCUGACGAGAGCUAUCCAUGUCCUCGGGCAGGCCAUUCAGCUUCUGUUAUUGGUAAUACCAUGGUUAUAUUUGGAGGG